UUACUUUACUCUUAUUGUAUGUAGAUCAUGGGAGAGAAGUGGUUGCUGUGUGUGUUGCUCGUCCUUGGAACUGCUGUCAUUCAGGCUCAUGAGGGCCAUGAUGACGACGUGAUUGAUAUUGAGGAUGAUCUGGAUGAUGUCAUUGAAGAGGUAGAAGACUCAAAAUCGAAACCAGAGACCAGCACUCCUCCAUCUCCAAAGGUUACCUACAAAGCUCCAGUUCCAACAGGGGAAGUGUAUUUUGCUGCUUCCUUUUACAGGGUUUGUCUUAAUUACAGGUGGAUUUUAUCCAAAGCCAAGAAAGAUGACACUGAUGAUGAAAUUGCCAAAUAUGAUGGAAAAUGGGAGGUAGAUGAAAUGAAGGAAACAAAACUUCCAGGGGACAAAGGACUUGUAUUGAUGUCUCGGGCCAAGCAUCAUGCUAUCUCUGCUAAACUGAACAAGCCCUUCCUGUUUGAUACCAAGCCUCUCAUUGUUCAGUAUGAGGUUAAUUUCCAAAAUGGAAUAGAAUGUGGUGGUGCCUAUGUGAAGCUGCUUUCCAAAACCCCGGAACUAAACUUGGACCAGUUCCAUGACAAGACUCCUUAUACAAUCAUGUUUGGUCCAGAUAAAUGUGGAGAGGACUAUAAAUUGCACUUCAUCUUCCGCCACAAAAACCCCAAAACGGGCGAAUAUGAAGAAAAGCACGCUAAGAGACCAGAUGCAGAUCUGAAGACCUAUUUUACUGAUAAGAAAACACAUCUUUAUACAUUAAUCUUGAAUCCAGAUAAUAGUUUUGAAAUAUUAGUGGACCAAACUCUUGUCAACAGUGGAAAUCUACUAAAUGACAUGACUCCUCCUGUAAAUCCUUCCCGGGAAAUUGAGGACCCAGAAGACCGGAAACCUGAGGAUUGGGAUGAAAGACCAAAAAUACCAGAUCCUGAUGCUGUCAAACCAGAUGACUGGGAUGAAGAUGCCCCUGCUAAAAUUCCUGAUGAAGAAGCCACAAAGCCUGAUGGCUGGUUAGAUGAUGAGCCUGAAUAUGUAGCUGAUCCAGAUGCAGAAAAGCCAGAGGAUUGGGAUGAAGAUAUGGAUGGAGAAUGGGAAGCUCCUCAGAUUGCCAACCCUAAGUGUGAGUCGGCCCCUGGAUGUGGUGUCUGGCAAAGACCUAUGAUUGAUAACCCUAAUUAUAAGGGCAAAUGGAAGCCCCCCAUGAUUGACAACCCUAAUUACCAGGGAAUCUGGAAACCCCAGAAAAUACCAAAUCCAGAUUUCUUUGAAGAUCUGGAACCUUUUAAAAUGACUCCUUUUAGUGCUAUUGGUUUGGAACUGUGGUCCAUGACCUCGGACAUUUUUUUUGACAACUUUAUCAUUUGUGGCGAUCGAAGAGUAGUUGAUGAUUGGGCCAGUGAUGGAUGGGGUCUGAAGAAAGCUGCCGACGGGGCUGCCGAGCCAGGUGUAGUGGGGCAGAUGCUGGAGGCAGCCGAAGAGCGUCCGUGGCUCUGGGUGGUCUAUGUUUUGACUGUAGCGCUGCCUGUGUUCCUUGUAAUCCUCUUCUGCUGUUCUGGCAAGAAACAGUCCAGUCCUGUGGAGUACAAGAAGACUGAUGCUCCUCAGCCAGAUGUGAAGGAAGAAGAAGAGAAGGAAGAAGAAAGGGACAAGGGAGAUGAGGAGGAAGAAGGUGAAGAGAAACUUGAAGAGAAGCAAAAAAGUGAUGCUGAAGAAGAUGGCGACACUGUCAGUCAAGAGGGCGAAGAUAGGAAAUCUAAAGCAGAGGAGGAUGACAUUUUGAACAAAUCACCAAGAAACAGAAAGCUAAGAAGAGAGUAAAAUUAUCUUAAGAACUUGAUAUGUGAUUUCCUCUCCCUCCCCUUCCUCUGCAAGUGUGGUCCUAGGAGAGAACCUGGCACAUCUUAGGUUGAGACUCAGAAAACCUCCAGCUGUCACCUUCAACAAGUUUCAGUCAAACACUAGCCCGUGUAAUUUAAACAUCUAGCAGUAAAUGCAGUUGUGACAAAAAGGACCCUGUUUCUGUAGAAAGAAAGCAUUUAACAAUGGUUGUGAAUUGUAACAUGAAGCAACUAAUUUGUAUUUUUUUUGUUUUGUUUUUAAACAUCUUUGUUUUUUUUAAUAGAGUAAUAGAAUUUUGCCAGUCUUUAAAAUCUUGGCUUAAUUUAAUAUAUUGAUGUGUCCAUGCAGAAAUAACACCAACUUUUAGAAAUUCUAGGGGGAUGAACUGCAGUUUUUAGAACCAAUUUUGUUUGAGUUUGGUAUUACAAAGCAUUCAAGUGUCUCUGUCCCUUAAAAUUGAUAAUCAUGUUUAAAGUGCAGUUAUUUGUCAUUAUAAUCUUGUAUUGCUUACUUCCAUUCCUCCUAAGGAAAUUGAGGAGAGGGAUUGAAUGGAAGCCCAAAUUUAUACAAAGGUUCUGUUUAAAUUGUAUUAAAAAUGGACAUAAAAAAAGAAAAAA
This is a messenger RNA of Myotis brandtii (Brandt's bat), 2447 nucleotides long. It is a transcript of the gene CANX, whose product is annotated as calnexin. The record is from RefSeq and is a predicted model, not a curated record. Bases 28 to 1809 code for a protein of 593 amino acids. Gene Ontology annotation, molecular function: calcium ion binding. Gene Ontology annotation, biological process: protein folding. The transcript is spliced from 14 exons. Gene Ontology annotation, cellular component: endoplasmic reticulum membrane; endoplasmic reticulum. NCBI's taxonomy places the organism in Eukaryota, Metazoa, Chordata, Mammalia, Chiroptera, Vespertilionidae.